Molecule: messenger RNA, 2400 nt
Organism: Aspergillus vadensis CBS 113365
Lineage: Eukaryota; Fungi; Ascomycota; Eurotiomycetes; Eurotiales; Aspergillaceae
Product: fungal specific transcription factor domain-containing protein
Exons: 9
Coding region: 1-2400 (799 amino acids)
Biological process (GO): DNA-templated transcription
Molecular function (GO): zinc ion binding; DNA binding
Source: RefSeq, a predicted model, not a curated record
AUGUCGAACUUUCUCGUUACUGGCAGUUCCCGCGGCUUAGGCUUAGAGUUAGUGAGGCAGCUAGCUGCCCGCGCCUGCCUCGAAGGAGGAUUGGUUAUUGCAACGGCGCGCAAAUGCAGCCCGAAGCUUACGGAACUUAUCGCUCAGUCCAAUGGAUGCAUUGUCUUCGUCGCUUUGGAUAUCUCCGAGGAGUCAAGAAUCGCUGACUCGGCCGAGCAAGUCAAAUCAGCUUUAAACGAGCAAAGUCUGGACGUGUUGAUCAAUUGCGCUGGAGUUCAUGGUGAGACACAUGGAAAACUAGCUUCAAUUAUCGUACGCUCCUUGCCCGGCAUACAAGAUCAGCAAAGCAGCACUAAACGCCUUAACGGUCCAGUAUGCGCUUGGCUCCAAAGUGACAUGGGUGGGAAGAAUGCCGACCUGACCGUGCCUCAAGGUGCAGAAGCGGUCUUGAACAUUGCAAUGUCCGUAGACCGUGUGGACAAUGGCCGGUUUAAGAAUAUUCAUGUUCCAGGGUGGGAAGCCUAUAAAGGCCAGGACAUGCCGGUGUGGAAUGCGAACGCCGGCGGCGCGGACGGCCAGCUAAGAAGAGAAACCAAAGGUUUGCUGUCAUCCAUCAACCGGCAAUCAGGCCGUAGGGCAGCGGAAAGAAAUGUCAAUAGAAGUACCGCUAUAGAGCACAGCCAGCCUAACGACCAAGCUCUGGACUCAAGGGAGCGAUCCUUAACCACGCCUACGCACUCGACACCCAGCGUCGAGGGCCCCAAUUAUCAUGCAAUACAGGCAAAAAACAUAAUCCAACUAGAAUUAAAUGACUCAAGGCAUGUCAACCGCGGGAGACAAUCCAUACUUCGCUCUGCUCUCCAACUCGUGAAUCAAAUUGCAGAGAGUGAGCCUCAACAUUCGGACGAAAUCAUAGAAGAGUUUCAUCCUAACGAUCCCGCCUUUUCGAUUCCGGAUGCACCCCCUCGAGAGCUGUUGUUUAUGCUCCUACAAGGGCCGCCGGAAUCGAUGUGCAUUCAGUGGCCGGAUCACAUCUCGCGCAAAACAUAUGAAGAAAUGGCUACAGCCUUGUUACGAAGUGAACCUCGGCUACAAGGUCAACUUUUCCAUCAAUAUAGCAUUUGCAUAUAUGUGAAAGCAAUAUUUCAUAUAUAUCAGGUGUCACGAACCGUGCGCAGCCCGCUCCUGAAAACACAGCUGUCCCAAUCUAGGUCGACUUACAUCGCAGCCACAAUUCGGAGCAUUGAGAACCUGAGCAUACUCAAACAGCCAGACAUCUCGUCCAUACAAGCUCUACUCUCAAGUGCAUUGCUUAUGCAGCACCUGGGGAGGCUGAACCAAUGUUGGGUCCUUACCUCUUAUGCUGCUCGACAGAUUGCAUCCCUUAACUACCACAAGGUCCGCAGGGUACCAGCGCGCUCAGACUCGGAGUUAGAGGUAUAUAGUGCGGUAUACUGGUGCUACUAUCUUGAUCGGACGUUAAGUUCACUUCUCAGUCGCCCUACGUCAUUGCCUGAUCUCGAGGUAUCCCCGACGGAUCUCAUUGUCUUAGACCCAUGUUCGCCAUAUGAUACGCUUUUGCGUGUCCUGCUUGACCUCGCACAGGUUCAGGGAAGAUUACAUGCAGUGUCUUCUGACGCAAAGAAUGCUUCGAAUAGUCAGGCUUUGGAGACUUGUCAGCUCCUUGAGUCCAGGAUGCAGAGCAUUCUUCGACAAAUGCCGUCGGUAUGUGUACCAGGACCACAUAUAAAUCGCGCAUCCCUCCCGAAAAUGGUACAAUAUGAUUGGGUUGCGGUCGACUUCUGCUACUACGCGAUUUUCGUCGAGAUCGACAGAACACGCUUGAAAAGCUCGUUUAGUCCAGUAAUACACAGGGAAUGUCUCGUACAUGCCCGACAGUCACUUGGAGCAUUUCACUUUAUCCAGCAGCAUGCGGAGGAAAUGCCGGGGUUUGAAGAGCCAUAUCCAUCAUUUCUGACAUGCGCCUUCUUCGUGGUCAUCUGCAACAUCAUCGGAACUUUGGAUCAUGGAGAUUUCAAACUGCUUCAACAAAUAACGCAGAGUUUGUCACAGUUCAAGCAAGAUCCACAUCUUGGAAAACUUUUAAACCUUCUCCAGUCGCUGGAAGAUCUCUGCGAGCCGCUGUUCCAAGAAGCGGGUUCUGGUCCAGAAAUUAUAUCAUCAAACCUUCGUGCAUCCGCCCCGAAUCAGGCAAUGGAACCUGUCACUACGGAUGGCAUUCCUCCGAGCGCCUCCUUCGAUAGCAAUUUUGGGCUAAGUGAUGAACCAAUACCAAACUCGGAGUUGGACGCCUCAGCCGAUUGGCUGAUGUGGCAGCUUUUCAAUAGCCAAAUCCCAGCGGGUUGGCUUAGCAGUGGUAUGGACCCUUUUGAAAUAUGA